AUGUCCGAAAAGCCUGACCCAUUCAAAUCUUUUAUCGCGGGGGGAGUCGCCGGAGCCGUCGAGGGCGUGGUCACGUAUCCGUUUGAGUUCGCAAAGACCAGGCUCCAGCUAGUGGACAAGAGCGCCAAGAUGUCACGUAAUCCACUCGUGCUUAUCUACACCGUUGCCAAAACACAGGGGCCCAGUGCACUGUACGUUGGGUGUCCGGCCUUUGUGAUCGGAAACACAGCAAAGGCAUCGGUGCGGUUUCUCGGGUUCGACGCGAUCAAGAAACAGCUCGCAGACCAGGACGGCAAGCUCAGCGGUCCUCGAGGCGUGCUUGCUGGACUAGGAGCCGGUCUCUUGGAGAGUGUGGUUGCGGUGACACCCGCCGAGGCUAUCAAGACGGCAAUGAUCGACGACAAACGGAGCGCGACGCCCAAAUACCAGCACGGGUUUGGAACCUUCAAACUUCUGAAAGACCUCGGUCUCAGGGGACUCUACCAGGGACUGGUGCCGGUGGCUCUGAGACAAGGAUCAAACUCUGCCGUCAGGCUGGGAGCGUACAACAGCAUCAAGUCGUUCCUGCAGCAGGCCAGCGGAACAAAGCCAAACGAGCCUCUGAGCAGCCAGCUUACGUUCCUGCUCGGGGCCUUUGCCGGUGUCGUUACCGUGUACACCACGAUGCCGAUCGACACGGUCAAGACACGCAUGCAGGGUCUUGGGGCAGACAAGCUGUACACGGGCACGGUGGACUGCUUUGUGAAGAUCUUCAAACAGGAAGGACUGAUGACGUUCUGGAAAGGAGCCACUCCCCGUUUGGGACGGCUGAUUUUGAGCGGAGGAAUUGUCUUCACCAUCUAUGAGAAAAUGCUCGUGGUGCUCAGGUAA
Molecule: messenger RNA, 870 nt
Organism: Ogataea haglerorum
Lineage: Eukaryota; Fungi; Ascomycota; Pichiomycetes; Pichiales; Pichiaceae
Exons: 1
Coding region: 1-870 (289 amino acids)
Biological process (GO): mitochondrial citrate transmembrane transport
Molecular function (GO): tricarboxylate secondary active transmembrane transporter activity
Source: RefSeq, a predicted model, not a curated record